This is a messenger RNA of Lemur catta (Ring-tailed lemur), 4451 nucleotides long. It is a transcript of the gene SUDS3, whose product is annotated as SDS3 homolog, SIN3A corepressor complex component. Gene Ontology annotation, cellular component: Sin3-type complex. Gene Ontology annotation, molecular function: histone deacetylase binding. The record is from RefSeq and is a predicted model, not a curated record. Gene Ontology annotation, biological process: negative regulation of transcription by RNA polymerase II. The transcript has 12 exons. The coding region runs from base 200 to 1186 and encodes 328 amino acids. NCBI's taxonomy places the organism in Eukaryota, Metazoa, Chordata, Mammalia, Primates, Lemuridae.
GCCCCGGUCGCGGAGCGCGGGCGCGGGGGGCGGAGCCCAGCGGAGACGAGGAAGGGGUCGCAGACGGGGAAGGGGUCGCAGCCGCGGCUCCCGCUCCUCGAGUUGGGGGUCCUCUCGGACGCUGCUACGGGGACGUGGUGUCCCCAGCGCGCGGGGCCGCGGUCUCCUGGAGACACGCUCAGCCGCGGCCAGAGACGACAUGAGUGCGGCGGGGCUGCUGGCUCCGGCUCCGGCCCCGGCUGGAGCGCCGCCGGCCCCGGAGUAUUACCCCGAGGAGGACGAAGAGUUGGAGAGCGCCGAGGACGAUGAGCGCAGCUGUCGGGGCCGAGAGUCGGACGAAGAUACUGAGGAUGCUAGUGAAACUGACCUGGCAAAGCAUGAUGAAGAAGACUAUGUAGAAAUGAAGGAACAGAUGUAUCAGGACAAACUGGCUUCUCUCAAGAGGCAGUUGCAACAACUACAGGAAGGUACAUUACAGGAAUAUCAGAAGAGAAUGAAAAAAUUAGAUCAGCAGUACAAAGAGAGGAUACGAAAUGCAGAACUCUUCCUCCAGCUGGAAACGGAACAAGUGGAAAGAAAUUACAUCAAAGAAAAGAAAGCGGCAGUGAAAGAAUUUGAAGACAAGAAAGUUGAGCUGAAAGAGAACCUGAUUGCUGAGUUGGAAGAAAAGAAGAAAAUGAUUGAAAAUGAAAAGCUAACAAUGGAACUGACUGGAGAUUCUAUGGAAGUGAAGCCUAUCAUGACCAGAAAGUUGCGGAGGCGGCCAAACGAUCCUGUCCCCAUCCCAGACAAGAGAAGGAAACCUGCUCCUGCCCAGCUAAACUAUUUGUUAACAGAUGAACAGAUCAUGGAGGAUCUGAGAACAUUAAAUAAGCUUAAGUCACCCAAGAGACCAGCAUCCCCGUCCUCUCCUGAACACUUGCCUGCCACACCUGCAGAGUCUCCAGCCCAGAGGUUCGAAGCUCGGAUAGAAGAUGGCAAACUGUACUACGAUAAAAGAUGGUACCACAAGAGCCAAGCCAUCUAUCUGGAGUCAAAGGACAACCAGAAACUGAGCUGUGUGAUUAGCUCGGUCGGAGCCAAUGAGAUCUGGGUGAGGAAGACAAGUGACAGCACCAAGAUGAGGAUCUACUUGGGCCAGCUUCAGCGUGGGCUCUUUGUGAUCCGCCGGCGGUCAGCAGCUUGACUUUCCACAGUGUUCUUCUUCUCGUGACCCUUUUCCUGGAGUGGUUUUUAUUUUUGUUUUGUUUUCUUUUUGAUAGAAAAUUUUUAACUUACUGGGAAUGGCUACGUGGCCUUGGAAAUGGAGAACACUGUCCUGGAUUUCUCAAGGCACUUUUGUGGCCAACCACUUUCAUCUUUGUGUCAAUCUUUUAUGCCUUGACUUCUUCCAGACCUCAGUGACCACAGGACUGUUUUACUUUCAGGAGUAUUGGGAGUUUGAUUUACUUUCCUUUUAUUUCUUUAUUUUUUGGUUAUACUUUGUCUCCUUUUUUUUUUUUUUAAAGACUGCUUGGAGUUUGAAGGGGCAGCUCUUUUUAUUAAUUAUCUUUCGGUCUUUCUGCCAUGGAGAAGAACAGGAAGGGAUGCACUCCACAGGGCAUUUUCAUGAUUUGAAUCUGAUUAGUGGAUCACGUAGCUGCUUCCCUUGUUGAGCCCGAUUCACUGUUUCCCCAGAAGCCUGGGGCAGAGGUCCUAGCAGAAGGAGAUUAAUUCUCCUGGCUCUCAGCCUUCUCGGAGAAGUAAAUGCCUUGUGUAACAUCUGGCAUAUGCCAUCCAUUCCGCUGGCUGAAUGAUGGAAAAAUUUGCCUGGGAGACUGUGUGCACUGAAGUAAAUGGGGGGGGAGAACUUUCUUGUUCAUAGUGUGUUAAAGUUAACAUAUUUUAAAUGUUAUUUAAUGCAAGUGAUUUAUUCAGACACAUCUGUCCUAGCUCAAGCUGGAACAAGAAGUGGUCAUUUCAGAAGUUUUCAUUUGUAAUUCCUUUCUUUCCCCUGUUCCCAAGUAAAUAGAAGUGGUGUGGGCCACAGGCUGAUGAUCUGGGUAAUCGCUUGUAGGUAGGGAGGUGAGAUUGAUAGUGCAAUAAUCAGUGAUCUGUAGACUCUCAUACAUAAUUCACGUUUCACUCUCAUUGCUGAUGCCAUUACCACACAUUGGCCCUUCCAAACCUGUGGAACCUCAUUGUCAGGCGAUGGGCACCCACAGCCUCCCGGGAGAUCAGGCCCAGGUGAAAGAUAAGGAAAGCUCUGUUGUAGCUGCCACUGGACCUGCACUGUCCCUAAUGGGUCCCGAUGAAACAGCCUUCCCUACGUUCCCUGUUCCCUCCCCUCAUUCCCGUUUGUGGAGAAGAGAUUCACUGGGUGAUAGGUGAUGAGGUUUCUGUACUCCAGUGGCCAUCUUGAGAUGCUUAAAGAAAUUGCGGUUAGAGCAACUGUUGGCGUAUCUGUGGGCAACUAGUAGACCUCACACAGCCCAGGGAGUGUCUGUAAGUAAUUCCCUUGGUCUCAGGUGGUUCUCUUUUUGUUGUCUCUUGACGUACAUACCCCAAAGUAAGUUGGGGUGCUGCAGUUUCAAAUCACCUUCUCCUAAUUUCUGGCUUCCACAGAGACCAAACCUUACCGACUCAGAGUAAAGACUUAUACAGAUAGAUUUUUGUUUUAACUUAUAAUCCCUUUUUUCCUCUCUUUUUUUUUUUUUCUGGUGUUGAAGUCUUAUUUAGAAAACAGGAUAAAUGAUGCUAUUGUCAAAAGUUGCCUGGGCAUUCUGUAUUUCUUUUCUGCCCUCGGAUCCCCCGGUAUUGCAAUAUUUACUGCAUUGAACCAAGCCCACAGUAAACAGACUUCACCUUUUAUUUGUCCCUGAUGGCCUUUGCAGUAAGGGAGGACUUCUCUAGCUGGAAUCGUCACUGUGGUGUAUGUAAUAUCGUAUAUGAGGCAGUGGUCAGUUGUCAUCUAGUGCCCUGGGAUGGGAAUUAAUUUACAUACAUUUAGUAUGUUUCACUAUGGGAAGGUGGGCUUUUUUUUUUUUAAAUCAUCUUUGUCCUCCUAACAGUAUACCAAAGUUUGUUCUUGUUGUAAAGGAUUGUAUCGAUAACUGCUGGGGGUUCCGCAUUAAAGCAGCAACCAGUUGCCUUCCCCCCGCCCCCUGCCCCCCCCACCUUGUCUGGUGGCACCUUUGUGCUUCUGUGAAGUAACUAUUCAUUUGAAGACCAGGGAAUGAGCACUUUUGCUUUCUCUGUGACUUUUGAGGUAUUUGAGGCUGUACCUAGCCAUGGUCUUGACCCCCACCCCACCACUGCCUUCUGCUCAGUGUCCUCAUAACCCUUAAUCAUGGCCUAGUGGAAAUCAGGGAAAAUGUGAAGUAGACUCGAGACACAGCGUAAUAAAUUACAUUCCUAUUCCCAGAAGAAUUAAUUGAUGAGUCACUCCAGAAGUGGAAAAUCAUCAGCAGUUGAACCCUUCGGACAGGCCUUUGCGGUGACCAGGGGCAGAAGGAGCCCUCUUGUCUGUGAUGGACAGGAGCCUAACUAAAGGGGGAGACAGACUUGGAGGUUCCCAGAGUAAGAGGGGGCUGCCUGUAGCCUGGCUGGCCAUUCUUAUUCCCAAAGGUCUUUGUCUCUCACUAGACCCCAGGGCACCUGAUGAAUUUCCCAGUUCAAACUAUUUCCUGAAAGCGAUACUUUGAAAAACGUUUGGUCCAGAUCCAGGGGCUGAUCUACAAAUGAAGCUGUAUGUGUGUUUUUUGCCUCAGGCAUUAUGUAAAGUAUUUUCUGUGGAUGUGUCCCACUAUUUAUUUUACCUCUGGGGGUUUUCGCGUGCCCCCUUCCCCACCCCUUCUCUCCAAGCCAGUGCCCUUUUCAACAAUUUCCACAUGGAUUUUUGUAGCCAUACCAAAGCCAAGAAGUUCUCAUUUGAAUACCAGUAUUUAUGGAUAUCUGACUACCUAACUUAAUUUUUCUUUUUAAACUUCUAACUGGGGCCAGUGUAAGAUCCCAGAGGCUGAUCUGCAAAUCAGGCUACAUGUAUUUGUGUACAAGACCCUGUGUUCAGGACUUAGUGGCUUUUCUAAGAGAAAUAUGGUGGGUGGGUCAGGGUUGAUUGCAUUUUUUACCUAAUUCUUGGGGGUAGGGUAUCCUAUUUUUAUGGUAUUUUUCAUUUUGUUUUAACAUUUCCUUUUAGCCUUGAAUUUUUACUAAAUAAUUUCCUCUGGAUUCAAAAAUUCUUUCUCAUCUGAGAAUUUGACAUCUUGGUACUUAGAUGUUACACCAGUUUUUCCAAAGAGUUCAAACCACUUUAGUAUCAGAACGUGGUAAAUUUGCAGCCAUUUCAAACAGCUGGUGGGCGUUUUGUAUAUCAUUAACUGGUACCAUUAAAUGUUCUGAGAGGUGAAUGUAAAAUGUAAAAAGUAUAGGUUUUUUUUUUUAAUAACAAUAAACUUUCAAAGAGAAAACCA